AUGGAUACAGGCGACAAAAAUUGGGCUACCAAGUACCUGCUUGAUCCGUUGAAUGCACCAGAACCGUCUCAAGAAGAUGGUCCAGGGAACACUUUCCGACCCGGUGCGACUGUCGCUCCUGUCAAGGCUUCCCCUCAAUCAAAGCAACUUAUCGGAAGACGCCUCUCAAAGAACAACCCGUACCGCAAGAACUCCAUUUCCAACAGCACCACAACUGAGAUCAAGAGGUCUGCUUCCCUGAACAGCAAUGGUUAUUCUCCUAUCUCGGGCAACAAAGGGCCAUACCCUCCGCAAUCGUAUCCUUCACCACCAACCUCCGCAACCUCUCCAGGCACUCCCAACCAUUAUACACAGUCUCCUCAAUCUCCACGGUCACCACCAACGCCUCAGUCUCCUAGUUAUAGACAAGAAGCCUUUGGAGAUGAAAGCCACUCGAGCCCUCAUAAAGGUCAUCGCCGACGCGGGAGCUCCCUCUCUGAACGCUACCCCGGGGAUAUGUCUCAUCGGCCGCUCGAUACCCUAACAAAGCAAAAGGCUGUGGCAGAUCGGUCGCGCCACACAACCAGAAAACAUCACAUCCAGCCGGACAUCAUUGACAACCUUGACAUGACUGGCGGUGGUGCCUAUCACCAUGGCGGACCAUACGACGCCACGUUGUUCGCCCGCAACAACUCGUUGAACAGUCCGCUAGCGGCCGUAGCGGCUUCAAACGCAGAAGCUCUCAAGGCAACACCCAGGGAGAAGAUCAUGGACUCCGUCAGAGGCCACAGACCACUCGACGGAGUAGCGGCAUAUGCUCCAGGGAAUAUGGAUCGCAAUGGAAACGUCUACAGCUAUGAAGAGGGCGACAAUAUGAUGAUCGAAGGCAGUCCGGAAGGUGGCGCAUAUAAACGAUGGCCAGGUGUGCAAUAUGAUCCCAGCGACGUCAAAGGCAAAGGUGAACCAAGCUACAGUUUAGAAAAGGCUCUGAAGGAGCACAAAAUCUCCGACGAGGAGCAGAAAGCCAAUGGCAACACCGGCAUUGAAAUGAAAAAUCGCAACAGGAGCUCGAGCGGUCCUGUUCCACCAACUGCAGAUCGAUCAGGCUGGGACGACGGCCAGGGGCUCGGAAGAAGUGGAAGCAUCAGCAAGAGGCUGAGUGGAGGACUGAAGAAAAGGUUUGGAAGUAUCAAAAGAAGUCACCACCGGGACGACUAA
This is a messenger RNA of Fonsecaea nubica, 1197 nucleotides long. RefSeq lists its product as hypothetical. The coding region runs from base 1 to 1197 and encodes 398 amino acids. Gene Ontology annotation, cellular component: cytoplasm. Lineage: Eukaryota; Fungi; Ascomycota; Eurotiomycetes; Chaetothyriales; Herpotrichiellaceae. The record is from RefSeq and is a predicted model, not a curated record. The transcript is spliced from 2 exons.